Messenger RNA from Lingula anatina, 5048 nucleotides. RefSeq names its product beta-1,4-mannosylglycolipid beta-1,3-N-acetylglucosaminyltransferase brn. The record is from RefSeq and is a predicted model, not a curated record. Gene Ontology annotation, molecular function: UDP-glycosyltransferase activity; hexosyltransferase activity. Gene Ontology annotation, cellular component: Golgi membrane. Lineage: Eukaryota; Metazoa; Brachiopoda; Lingulata; Lingulida; Lingulidae. Gene Ontology annotation, biological process: protein O-linked glycosylation.
AGCAAGAAGAAGCACAUUCAACAAACCAGAUAUUGGAAGCGACCAUGAUUUGGUAAUGAUGACUUUAAAAGUGAAGCUGAAAGCAAAUUAGAUGGGAAAGACCAAAACAUAUUUUGAUCUUGAGAAACUGAAAGAUCCGGAAAUAGCAGCAGCAUUCCAAGAAGAACUAGCUGGUAAAUUUGUACCACUCCUACGUUUAGAUUUCAUUUCUCAAGAACUAUGUGACGAGUUUACUAACACGUUGGGAAAAGUUGCAGAAGAGAAGGUCGGAAAGUCAAAGAAGGUCAAGAAGUCAUAGAUUACACCUGAGGUACUUAGUUAAUUAAAUAAUUAAUUAAUUAAGACGUGUGAGGAGAGAAGGGAAAAGAAGAGGAAGAAGAAAAUAGGUGAUAAUGAGGUGGCAGAGCACAGAACAUCAAAUACAAGAGCAAGAAAAGCACUUACUUAGGCCAAAAACAAGUGGAUUGAAAACCAAACGAAAGAAAUUGAAGAUAAACUUAACAAACAUAACACGUGGAAGGCCUAGUUAUGAGGCUGUAAAGUAGCUAAAUGGUAGGAAUGAAACCAAGCGGAAGCAAGCAAGUGUAACUGAAGAUGCAGAUGGGAGGUUGCUGACGAGAACUGAAGUUAUCUUAGAGAUAUGGAGAAGCUGUUGUGAAGAAGUACAACUAUGAGAUACAGAAGGAUGCCAUCAAAGAACUGAAACAGAACAACUCACCUGUUGCAGAUUGCAUCUUCGCGGAGUUAACCCAAGUUGGAGCUAAGGCCACAGCACAGGUACGGUUUACACAAGUUUGGCAGUGAAAUCUUUUAAGAUUAAAAGAACUAAAAUCAUUGGUAAAAGAAUUAGCUCACGAAUUAAAAUCUGCAUGAUGGAGCAAGGUCUAAAGUGAUGGUUGAUGAUCGAUUCAGUGAAUGAUUGGUGAAAGACAAGACAAGGAUGUCUACUCUCUCCAGCUUUAUUCAACCUGUUUUUGUAGAUGAUUAUGGAGGAUGCUCUACAUGAAUACCAAGGAGAAGUGAGAUGUGCAGGAAGAAGAAUAAAAGACCUACGAUUUGCUGAUGACAUUGAUAUUUUGAAAGAAAGCGAAGAAGGAUUACAGGACAUUAUAAGAAGACUGGAAGAAUCAUCUAGGAGGUAAUAUGGGAUAUGGAAACAUAUGCAGAAAAUAGCGAAGCAAUGACUGUUGGUAAGAGUUAAGAUAUGGGGCACGACGUGGUGGACGUGAUGAUCAAAGGCGUAAGAUUAAAGCAAGAACUUCGCUUACCUAGGACCGAAGAUACUAGUAUUAUAACUGUAAAUCAGAGGUGGAAUGCGAGUAAGGAUUGGAAGGGCCACUAGUGUGGACAGCACCUGGGGUGCAAAGAACAUAAAGAUGGACAACAAACUGCAUGUUGUUGAUGAGAUCUUUGGUAGUUGCAACUCUGCUCUACGCAUGAAUAUAAAAAAUGAACAACGAUGAACAAUGAAUGGGUUAAGGCAGGGCUGGGUUCCAGAAUUUGUGGGCAUAUGGGCACAAGAUGGAAGGAUUUGUUAAGAUUGUGAAGAAGAGUAAGUUCAAGUUUUUUUGGGCAUACAGUACGAGAAAGAGGAAUGGUGAGUGCAGUGAUGGAAGGUGGAAUGCAAGGACAGCCAGCAAGAGGGAGACCCCGAACAAACUGGAUGUUAAAUUUGAAAGAAUGGAGUGGAGAAAGUGGGGCUGAGUUAAGUAAAAAGGCGAAGAACCUGGAUGGCUGGAGACAUGCUGGUAAUACUUGGGUGCACCAAUGGCCUAAUCGGCUACGAACCAGCUGAGUGAAAAUUAAAGGAUCCCCUUCUCAUCUUGGGAAAUCGGGUUUAUUGCCUGGUUUUUAAAUCAUAUGGCGAUUUAACGACAAGCAUUUUCUAACCAGUCAAGUUGGCAGCCGAGCGAGCACGAUGUCUCUUCGAGGUAAAUAUGGAAUGAGUCCCCUUCUGAAGAUGCUACUGAGACACAGAAAGAAGAAAUGUUUUUUCAUUGCCUUCGCUUUCUGCUGUGGAAUCCUUGUUCUCUUGUACAUAUGGGACUAUUAUGGGUUAUCAGACGUCCUGUAUGAGACAUCGUUUUCUGACUUUGCAUGGCCUUUAAAUAUAAAUCUUGCAGAGGCUGUUAGAAAGAUACAGAAUAACGAGAAACUUGACAUUGCGCAAAUUAAUCCAUUUCCGUUCAAAAUACGUAUGCAGAAUGAAAACCUGUGCAAGGAUGUGAUAGUGAAAAACUCAGCUAUCUUUGUAUUGAUUGUGGUUAAAUCAGCCUGCUGGAGCUUUGAGAGUAGACAUAUCAUAAGAAAAAGCUGGGGUAAUGAGAAGACGAUAAGCGUGAAUCACUCCGGCACAGAGUACCAACUAGUAACAAAAAGAGUUUUCCUCAUUGGCCAUUCCUCAUCAUUGGACAGUCAGUAUUUACUCAGAGAGGAAUACCAGAUGUACAAGGACCUCAUACAAGGUGAUUUUGAGGAUGGAUAUUUCAACAAUACAUAUAAAACAAUGAUGGCUUUUUCGUAUGCAUCUCUUCACUGUCAUAAUGCUCACUUUGCAUUUUUCGUGGACGAGGACUUUUACAUAUCUAAACGAAACACAGCACAGUUUCUUGCCUCUCUCCCUGCAACAAGUGCACAGAAUUUAUACAUAGGCUUUUCAUUAUUUACUAAUACCAGAGUUAAUAGGAACAAAAAACACAAAAGGUAUGUACCACUAGCAGAGUACCCAUACAGUAGAAUCCCUCCAUAUGUAUAUGCCGGAGCAUACAUUCUCUCUAUGAAAAAUAUUAGGGACAUGUCUGUAGCAAUGCAUUAUGUGAAAUUCUUUAGAAUGGACGAUGUGUACCUUGGGUUGAUAGCAUACAGACUUGGAAUUACAAUCUCAGAUGGCGGUAAGAGGUUUUUGAUGGAAUUUUAUACCUCCAGCGAUGUAGUCAAUUCUCAUGUUAUCGCUUCGCAUGGAUUUAGAGGCAAAAUGUCGCUGAUGCGGGAGUUUUGGGACUUGGCAGCAGAGACGUAAAAUUGGAUGUGGACAGUUUUAUUUCUAUGGACAGAUGCAAUAUGUCUGGAUAUACAGUUAUUACCUGCAUCUGUUAUUGUUGUUGUUUGUGUUUGUGUUACAUUAUGAAACAUUGUAACAAAAUUGACAAAAGAAAAACAUUUUGUGCUCUUUUAUCAUUAGAAUGGUUUUAGACUCUUAUCACUGCUUCUAACACUUAUGUCAUUUACAUGCAUGUAUGUUUUCCAUACGAAUGAGGUAACUCCAUCUGGUGACCAGUACAAUACCCAGAAGGGGUAUCGUCUCUCUCAUCCUCUAGUCAAAUAUUGAAAACAGUGUGAGUAUUAGAAAUACAUUGGUGCAGAUUCAAUUAAUUAUAAGUUACUAUUACUAAUACCUGUGUACACCGUUCAUCUUUUUGUGAACUAAGUACGCUCUCAUUCAGAGCAUUUCUUGCAGGGCAUGCAAUUUCACAUUUUGUCUUUUGUGAAUUUCCUGUUUUCGUAUGCUUUUUAAAGAAUUGAUAUGUCUCGAGUUGAAUGUGUGUUACUUGUUAAUUGUUGGACUUUUAUGUUAAAACUAGAUUCCCUGUGAGUGAGCUUUUUCUCACUCACAUUAAAUAAAUGCAGUUAUAUACUGAAACUUUAUAACAUUGACUCCUACUUUGGUUCAUCAGCUUGUAAGGAAGAUCUGGAUUGACUAAUUUGUUUUGGGAAAAGGUGAGGGGGGCAAAACUCUGUAUAUACAUUCUUAGUAUAUGGACCUCCUGUAUAUUGUUUUAUAUACUGUAUUCAAGAUGUUAGUGUAAUAUUCUGCACUGUUAGUAUAGGGUCACAUUUGUAUUGGAAGCAUAUACUGUGCUCUGAAGUCCUGUAUUAUUACAUAUUGUGUUGCAAGUUGAGGCAUACUUCAUUGCAGAGUUUUAUUCACUGCUUGCAUGCACACACUUGUAAUAAAUUUAUCAAGCAAUAUGAAAGCUCACAAGUACCAUAUUUAGCAGUGCCCUCUUUCAAAUGUAAUGAUGAACAUUUUGGAUGUAAGGUUGUAUAUUUGCAUGUUGUUAGUUUUAAGGGGAAGGAAAUGGAAAUCUCUGUAACUUGCAAAAAUAGGGAUAUGGUUACUUUUAGCUAAGUGUCCAAAAUCAGACAACUUUCAAGGCCAAAUUGAGAAACAUGCCAUAAUGAUACUAGAAGUUCACCUCAGCAGCUUAAAAAGAGAGAUUUAUGAGCUAUUACCGUGUGUGUGUUGAGAUAUAUGGCAUAUAGGACAUAUUUGUUUUAAUGGCCCUCCGUGUCGUGCAAUUUAAGUUUUGCCACAUUUAGUGCUUAAGAGAUUAUAAACUAAAGGUAGUGACCUAUGAAGGUCUGAUGGCAAGAUUUCAGAAUAAUUGUGAUCAUUGCUGUUUUGGUGGUAAAAUAGAAUUUAUGAAAAUUUGAUGUGCUGUUUUCCAUAUAUAUAUUGUGGAAUUUUGAAGAGUUGUUAUCGUAUUAGCAUUUUUGUAUUUGGCAGGGAACAAAUUAUUCAACAGGAAACUGUCAGACACAGAUAGUAUUAAUUGAUUGAUUUUUUAAGAACUACUUUAUUAUGUAGUUAAUUAAGAAGUUUAAAUUGUUUAUCUCUGGAUUAUUAGCAUGGGGGAAGUGGACAGUAUUUAUGAAAGUUCUAGUCCUUAUGAUAAUUGAAGAGUAAAUCCAACAGCAGCGUUUUAGACAGCUCAUACUGUUAAAACCCUGCCUUAAUUUUAAGAAAUCCCACUGGUACUUAAAAGUACAAUCUAGUCUAUGAGAAUGUUAUUUUAAUUUUCCCUGUACCUAAGAAAAAAAUAUUGCCAGUUGCAUUAACUUUCUCAAAUAUAUCCCAGAAAGUUAACAGAAUUGAGUAUUUCAUGUAUAAUUGUAAUUUGCAUUACUUAAAAAUAUUAGUUUGAAGUGGGUUAUGUGAUAGUUUGAAGUUGUGGAGUAUUAUUCUGAAGUGGGACACUAUCUUGCAUCUCAAGCAAAAACCUGUAUGUCCAACAUUCCUUGCAAUUUUAUAAUCAAUAAAAUAAAUG